This is a messenger RNA of Oryzias melastigma (Indian medaka), 2752 nucleotides long. It is a transcript of the gene aqp10a, whose product is annotated as aquaporin 10a. Gene Ontology annotation, cellular component: plasma membrane; basolateral plasma membrane. Bases 186 to 1082 code for a protein of 298 amino acids. Gene Ontology annotation, biological process: water transport; glycerol transmembrane transport. NCBI's taxonomy places the organism in Eukaryota, Metazoa, Chordata, Actinopteri, Beloniformes, Adrianichthyidae. The transcript is spliced from 6 exons. Gene Ontology annotation, molecular function: water channel activity; glycerol channel activity; urea transmembrane transporter activity. The record is from RefSeq and is a predicted model, not a curated record.
GUCUUCUUCAUACCAGCCAGCCCCGAGGUGCACUCAAUACAAACAAUGAACAUUUAGUCCAGAGGGAAGACGGGCCUUUGGGUUGGACAGGUGCACUGGUUUGCUUCUCCUUCUACACACAACCAGGAAAGCCCCCCAGACAGUCCAGAGUUGGGUGAUUUGCAGGAUUGGAUUGAUCUGCAGUCAUGUUGAACGUCCGUAUUCUAAGAUGCAGGAGCGCUCUGAUACGAGAGUGCAUGGCUGAGUUCUUGGGAACCUUCACCUUGCUGCUCUUCGGCUGCUCCGCUGCAGCACAGGUAAAAACCAGCAAUGAGAAGAACGGCCAGUUUCUGUCGGUCAACAUGGCCUUCUCUGUGGGGGUGAUGUCGGCCAUGUAUCUCACCAAAGGCAUCUCAGGGGCCCAUCUCAACCCAGCAGUGUCUCUAAGUUUCUGCAUCCUUGGAAAGGUUAAGUGGGGACGGCUGCUGCCCUACAGCUUCUUCCAAGUCCUGGGGGCUUACAUGGCAUCAGCUAUGGUCUAUCUGGUCUACUAUGAUGCGAUAAUGGAGUACAGUGGAGGAGAGUUGACUGUUUAUGGUCAGAACGAGACGGCCUCCAUAUUUGCUACAUAUCCUAAAGAGUUUGUUACUGUUGGCAGGAGCUUCCUUGACCAAGUUGUGGGCACUGGACUCCUGUUGCUGUGCAUCCUGUGUCUGGAUGAGAAGCGGAACACUCCCGCUCCUCCUGAUCUGAUCCCUCCUAUCGUCGCGGUGAUUGUCCUGGGCAUCUCCAUGUCUUUGUCAGCCAACUGCGGAGGGGCCAUAAAUCCUGCUCGAGACCUGGGGCCACGGCUCUUCACGCUGACUGCAGGCUGGGGUACUGAGGUGUUCACGUGUUAUAACUACUGGUUCUGGGUGCCGAUUGUGGCUCCGCUUCUUGGAGGCGUUUUGGGUUCCUUCAUUUAUUUGAUCUUCAUCCACUGGCAGCUGCCUGACGAAGAACCUCCGGAGAAUCUCCUCACAUUUUCAAGCAUCUGCGACAAAACUAAACAUGUGAACAUCAUAACUGAAAAAGGAAACGAGGUGAAGACAGCACAGUUUUGAUUGCAGCGAUGAACAGAUUUCUAGUUAAAGACGACUAAUUUCAGCCCUCAAAAUCAACAAACACAUAAAGGAAUGUACUCUGGUUGGAAAAUCGGACAAAAUGAACAUGUCUGAGAAAGCUGAACUGCAAAAUGCCAAAAGUAGCCAUUUUUUUAAUUUAAAUUAAGGUUAAAAUAUUUACAUCUCUUGAAAGUUACAAGCUAUGCUAAUAUUUGCUGCAAGUCACUUCACAAUUAGAAGCUCGGAACUAUAAAUCAGUCAAUUAUAGCACGUUAAAAUGUUAACCGCCACAUUUUAAUCACAAAUACCUGCACACAUGUGAUAUUUUGAAUUAGUUCAGACGUAUUUGCAUGUUAUAAAUCAAUCUUUCAGGCUACAUUACUGUCUUACCCUGUAAAACAGGGGCAUCUUAAUGGGUUAAGCCCCGCCCAUAUUAAGGGAAGUUCUCCUCUAAUUGACUUAUAUAUACUUAUAUACUCAUAUUGACUUUUAUAACACCCCCUAAACAAGCCGCUUUAAAAACGCUUACCAUUUAGAGGUGAGAUGUGCACAGAGACACAGAAAAGCAGGGUAAAAAUUGUAAAAAUAAAUAAAUAAAUAAAAUAAAAAAUAGAAAAGUUGCAGAAUUUUUGUUGUUUUGCAACUUCAGGUAAAGAUGUUCCUCUAUGGCUCCUGUUACACACUACUGAGAAGUCUGUGUCUCCAGUUUAACUAAAUGUAGCACAGUAUUAGAACAAUGCAUGUUAAUCACAGUUUUCACUCACAGAAUUAUGCCUACACACUAUUGUAAAAACUCACACUUGACACCUCUUUACAGAGGCCUUCUGCAGUUGAAACACUCACAAAUUUAGGAGACAGUUAUGCGGUUUAUCCGACUAUUUGGGACUCCUUCAAAGCAACAAAAUCUUUAACAGUUCAGUUGUCUGGGAAAGUAUAGUAUCUCUGCCUUCUAGUAUUUUGUAUUUUGAGAACAAAUGCAAACACAACAUUUAAAGAUCUGGAUAAAAAAGGGGGUUUCUGUCUCUUUUCACCUUAACGUUGAGAAAACCAAACCUGGUGCAUGCUGUAACGCCCCCUUUGGUCCAGUUAGCUCACAACAGUCUGAGAUUUCAUAACAUUAAAACCAAUAUCCUUCAUUUCAGUCAUUUUAAAGGGGUAAAAUGAAAAUAAAAGGCUGCAAAGUUAUUCUCAGAAACUUGUCAAACGUGUUUAAUGACCUCCUAAAGUGAAGAACAAUUGACAUUUUUUUUACACUGCUGUACAAUCACACUGUCAAAUGAAUGCAUGUAAAUACUGCUUUAGGGAUUUGUACCUUGUGCCUCAGGAUCAUUUUGUUUUAACACCCUUUUGAUGAACUGAAUUGUAACAAACACAAUCUUGCAAUAAUAAAAAUAUUUGCUCUUUGGAUUGUCUCUGUGUAGCUCUGUAAUGGAUUCAGGACUGUGGCUAAAAGAGUUGAUUUGUUUUUUACACUUUUAAGGAUAUGUGUUUUACUGUUUACUAUAUUUCUAUUCUAUUUUAUGUUUUAGCAACAGUUGUUAAUCCUUCAUUUUUUAAGUGAGUUUUAAGUGUUAUUUGAAUUAAAUGUCCAAAAAUAUUCAGCAUAUUUUAAAGUUAUUAACAGAGCCUGCAUGGAUCCUGCAGGUUUGUUUUAAAUUUGGGGUGUAGUG